AUGAACUUUGAAGAUUUGUUCGGUAAAAGCACUUCCGUUGGGUCUAAAGACGGAGCUUCAAAUGUAUCUCAGAAACCAAAGGUUAACAGUCCGAUAAUGAAUGUUGCUAAUUUGGCUUUUAAUCAAGCAAGAGGUCAAGAUUCGGGUAGUAAUUCAAAUGUAGGAGACAAGUCACCAGUCGUUCAUUCUCGCACCUUUUCAGACACGCUGAGCGAAAGUCUGCGUGGGAUAAGAGCCUUCGCUCUAGAGCCAACUGAAACUUCCAAUCAAAGCGAUAGCUCGGGUUCCAGUUCCGAAGAAACAGAGUCAUCCGAUUCUUCAAUCACUCGUGUUGAGCAAGUGAAACCUAGAAUUAAAGUUAGUCCUGUUGUAGGUUCGGAGGCUGGAGGUGUUACAAAAAGUGUUGCCGACGGACAGGAGGGAGAUGCCAAAAAAUCCCGUGCAAAAGUUUCUUCGAAUAUGAUUAUAUCAGAUUUCAGUAACUUGAAGUUCUCACAGAAAAAGCAACAAGGUCAACAUGAACAAGGCUUGUCAGUUUGGUCAGAAAAUUUUUCAGAGAAACGGGACAAUCGGUCUGAAGUAUCUAGAAGUAGUGACCCGGGUCGCAAUAAUGCUCUCAGGGUCAAAGCAUCAGAAAAUACAAUAAAAACGCGGCAAAGGAGAACCAAUAGUAUAUCUGAUGAAUCACCUCGUAAAGUUUCGUUUAACUCUAAUUCCGAUGUUACUCUUAGGCCUGACGUUCGUUCGGACGUUUCGUGGGGGAGUGAUCCUGGUCAGAACACAAAUUCCAAGAAAUCUAUUCUUAAAUCAAAUACAUAUGACAAUCAAUCUCAUUACGGAAAAACUUCUUAUUAUAAUAAUAAUGAUGAAUGGUCGAACACGCCUUCAUCGCACAUGCCAAAGGCAAAGGCUUCCUCGCUGAUUAGUUAUAAUCAUUCCUUGCCUCACACCCAAGACAACACUCAAUACCGGAUGAACCCCAGGUAUGAUAGUAAAUCACCUGCGGGCACUCGAAAGACAUGGUCCGAUGUAAUAUACCGUCCCAAAAAUGUAUCCGAUCAAAAUGAUUUUGGCCCCUGUUAUCAAAAUCCUUCACGAGGGGAUUUGAAACAGCAUAAACCUAAAGUUUCGAUGAAUGCGAUGAUGGAUAUGACGAACGGAUAUUCACCUGCGCGAGUAGAGGAGUUAAUGUCGUUAUCUUCUGAUCCAAAGGUUCAACGCAAGUUCCUUGAUCUUAGAAUCUCCAAUAAAUCUCUCCUAUCUUUAAAUGCAAGUCUCGACGCCACUGUCAAAGAUCAAUCAUUGAAGUUGGCUAAUUUGCCAACAUUCGAGUCAAUCGCGUCAACACAACAACAACAGCUUGAUCAUAUUCUCAAGGUAGAAAAAUUAAUGGAUGCUUUGACCAAAAAGAUGUCGGAACAAGAAUCAGAGAUCAAAGAUCUCAAAGAGAAAUUGGAUCAGACGACGGAAGAAAAUCAAACGGCUCGGGUGAACUUAUUCUACGAUCCCAAAAUGCUGCCAUUAAAUGCUCUUCCUCGUCUGAUUUUCGAGAGAGUGCACGACGAUAUCACAGUUUUCUUUGCUGUGAUUACUUCGCUUAUAUACACCAUUUAUGUGUUUCCGAUCGUUGUGAUGGCCAAAUCCGCUCAAACACUAGCUGAAAAAUCGAGAGCUAAAAUUCAUGAAUUAUCUGGAUAA
Messenger RNA from Acaulospora morrowiae, 1698 nucleotides. NCBI's taxonomy places the organism in Eukaryota, Fungi, Glomeromycota, Glomeromycetes, Diversisporales, Acaulosporaceae. The record is from the annotation of a GenBank genome assembly.